AUGAAUUCUAUCUGUCCAGCUCAACGCGUCGAAGGCUCAAGACCCAGUCUGUGGGUGGAAUUCACUGCUUUAGCAACGCAAUGUCAAGCCGUCAAUCUUGGACAAGGCUUUCCCGAUGGAUCUAUGCCAAAAUUUGUCGCUGAUAUUCUGGGAAAUAUCGCUAACCAUCCGGAGAAGACUGCCUGGCAUCAGUAUACUCGCAGUUUUGGACAUCUUCGUCUCGUCAAUGUGCUUUCGAAGCUGUAUGGAGUUUUAUACAACAGGCAGAUUGAUGCGAAUGAUGAGGUAUUAGUAACAGUUGGUGCUUAUUUAUCACUUUACUAUGCAUUUAUGGGCUACCUCAACCACGGUGAUGAAGUGCUAAUCAUUGACCCUGCUUUUGACUCCUAUGCCCCUCAAGUUGCUAUGGCUGGAGGGGUGCCAGUGCACUGCGUCAUGCCAUUGAAGGAAAAUGCCAAGUCUAGUGCAGACUAUGAGUUAGAUAUUGAACAAAUGAGAGGAAAAAUCACAUCAAGGACGAAAAUGAUCGUGCUGAACAAUCCGAAUAACCCAACUGGGAAGCUUUAUAGUCGAAACGAGCUAGAAGCCAUUGCAAAAAUCGCCCGCGAGUUCGAUCUCCUCGUCAUCGCCGAUGAAGUUUACGAAUGGCAUGUUUGGGACAAGAAAAUGAUCCGUUUUGCUACCCUACCUGGAAUGUAUGAAAGGACCAUUUCUAUAGGAAGCGCUGGUAAAGCUUUUUCCGUCACUGGCUGGAAACUUGGAUGGUCCAUAGCUCCAAAGGAACUUCUCAAUCCUCUCAAAAUGGUGCAUCAGAACUGCACUUUCACCUGCAGUACCCCAACACAAGAAGCGCUAGCUAAUGCCUUCGAAAAAGAGCUUGAACUAUUUUCCACAAAUCCGGAACAAUCAUACCUCCUUACUGGACUUCCAAACGAACUCCGCGAAAAAUGUGAUCGGCUUUAUAAGAUGCUUUCUGAAGCAGGAUUCGACCCCAUCCGACCAGACGCAGGCUACUUCAUGAUAGCCCACUUUGGAAACAUCGAUGGCCCUUUCAAAGAUGAUGCAUCAGGUGAUGAACCUAUCGACUUCCGUUUCGUACGAUGGCUUUGUAAGGAAAAGAAGUUAGCGACUAUACCAGUUUCUGCAUUCUAUAGUAAAGAAAACAAAGUGGGAAACGACGACACAAUUCGCCUUUGCUUCAUGAAGACCGAUGAAACCCUUGAAGCUGCACAUGAGAUACUGAAGAACCUGAGAUAG
Molecule: messenger RNA, 1257 nt
Organism: Cylicocyclus nassatus
Lineage: Eukaryota; Metazoa; Nematoda; Chromadorea; Rhabditida; Strongylidae
Source: the annotation of a GenBank genome assembly